GUGAGCUAUGUGUGGGGUCGAGUGCCGACAAUAUACGUAAAUAUUUGCCUUGUUAUAUUCCAUUGAGCUCAGUUAAUGGACUAAACCUUGAUGGUUGCGUUUUACCUGGACUUAAAAAAACAGGCUGAUUUUUAAACUGGUGUUCGAUAACGUGGCAAGUCAUAAUUAUUUUGACUUUUGAAAUGGUUGGGAUUGCUGAACAUAUAAUUAAAAAAAUGUUUUGCUAAUUAAUUAAAACUAUUAUUUCAACAUAUUCCGACAUUGAAAUAUUGUAACUAAAAAUUGAAAGAAAUAAUUUGACAAUAUUCAGAAUUAUUUUCGAAAUGGCAUUGAUAUGCUCAUCGUUUAAAAUGACUUGAUAAAAAACAAAAGAAAGUUUAAAACUAUUAGUUUAAACAAACUAUUCCCGACAUCGUGAUAAUGCCGAGGGUGAAUGUGACAUUACUAUGGACAUUGAUAGUCUUGGCCAGCAUUCCUGCUGUGAUAUGUGGAAAAGGAAGAAGAAAAAGAGAAAAGCCAGGACUCAAGUUUGCAGACUGUGGAUCAGAGGUUGACCGACCAUUACAGUUUUACGACGUAAAGGCGCAUCCCGUCCCCAUAGUAACUCCUGGGACGUUGUACGUGUCGUUUCGGGGCAACAUAACAUAUGACCUACCACGUGAUAUCUCCUUUGAGCUCGGGCUCGUGAAAUACUUCAUUGGAAUUCCAUUCCCAUUGCCCUGCUUUGACAGCAGUCUAGGAUCAUGUACCUACCAUGAUAUUUGUGAUAACCUGAAACAUUACGAGUACGCAGGAUGUCCGAGGUCGCUACGCCAAUACGGCCUUCAAUGUAGCUGUCCCUUCAAGUCCGGGGAGUUCAACGUGAAAAACCUUCCUCUCAAUAUUCCUAAAAUUCGCGGAUUUGCGCGCGCAUUUAUUCGUGUAAGAGGAGAUUACGGGUUAAAACUUCGAGUUUUAGAUUCAGAGUCAACAGAACUAGGGUGUCUUCAACUGGAGUUCUCAGUCAAGAAAAGAUAUCGCGGAUGGCUGUUUAAAAUAUAGAUUUGAAGGAAAACUAUUGUUUGACUUACAAGUUAUGAUUUAAUAAAAUUGCAUAUUUUGAGUUCAUUUUGCGUAAACUUAACUUGGUGAUAAGUUGGCACAUAUAACAGUGUAAAUGGCACACAUAUGAUAUUGUUGAAGAUGGAAAACAAAGAGAUGAAAGCGGGUGAAAUUCACAAAUGAACUAUUCAUCGACUUAUGAUGUGUUUUCAUUUAAAAUUGAGAUUUUCUCCUGAUUGAACAGAGCAGUGGGAUUGAUUCUUCUUGUUGUGUCACGGAAAACACGUGGGUGAGCCUUAGUGAUCUUUCCCGCACACGAGUGAACAUGGAGUCCUAAUUCAUUUUACGGGUUAUUUUAAUUAAAAUGAAAUGUUUCUCGGACGAAACCCUCCGCUGGAUACGUAAUGACGUAAAUACUACAUAUGUUAUGGAGUGUAUACAUACAGGCACAAUGUAAAUGAGUGCAAAACUACUUUGAACUACUUUGGAGAUCAUUUAACUUAUUUUGAACACUGUCUUACAACUGAACACUACACUGAGUGACUUAAAAACACACACCAUUUGGGUGGACAUUUGUUCGCAGAAGUAAUUUUCAAAGUACAUGUAUUGCGUUUAUAAAGUCAUCCAGUGUAUUAUACCAACCACACAAAUGUUUGUUCAGAAUUCACUCAAUUAUAUUAUUGUU
Messenger RNA from Mya arenaria, 1726 nucleotides. RefSeq names its product ganglioside GM2 activator-like. The record is from RefSeq and is a predicted model, not a curated record. NCBI's taxonomy places the organism in Eukaryota, Metazoa, Mollusca, Bivalvia, Myida, Myidae. The transcript has 4 exons. Gene Ontology annotation, cellular component: cytoplasmic side of plasma membrane. Gene Ontology annotation, molecular function: enzyme activator activity; lipid carrier activity. Gene Ontology annotation, biological process: lipid transport; ganglioside catabolic process. The coding region runs from base 421 to 1041 and encodes 206 amino acids.